AUGAGCUCGGAGCAUCUCAUCCAUAUUCCUACUACCGAUGAUCAUCUAGAAUACGGAUCUACCGGUGUCACGUCACCAAAACACAAUGAAGUCGAACUCUUGGAUUCGGGAUCUGGACUGACUAUCGACGACAAGUUGUACAAAUCUGAAAGUGGCAUCAUCUUGACAUCUUCAGCACCGCUAGUGUUGACCUUUCUCUUGCAAUAUUCAUUGUCGACAGUGUCCAUGUUUGCAGCUGGAAAGCUUGGAUCCAAAGAGUUGGCGGCGGUCAGUUUGGCAAUCUGUACAUUUAACAUCACUGGAAUAGCCGUGUACCAGGGAAUGGCUACAAGCUUGGACUCGUUAUGUUCUCAAGCUUAUGGAUUUGGCAAUUUGCAUCAUGUGGGAUUGUACUUCCAGCGGUGUGUUUUGGUAACGACGCUUCUUACGUUGUUUCCUCUUAGUUUCAUAUGGUGGUUUUCUGGUCCUAUCCUCAACGCUUUGGUACCAGAUCAAGAAUUGGCAUAUAUGAGUCAAACCUACUUGCGGUGGAUCACCUUAGGAGCACCGGGACUUCUUCUUUUUGAAAUAGGAAAGAGAUUUCUUCAGGCUCAGCAGAUUUUCAAUGCUGGCACCUACAUUUUAGUCAUUGUGAUUCCAUUCAACGUUAUUGCUCACUGGCUUCUCGUAUGGCACCCAACGUUCAGCAUCGGAUUCAUUGGAGCUCCAAUUGCUAUUUCGCUCACUUACUGGAUGAUUUCGCUUCUUAUGCUUGCUUACGUCUACUUUAUCGACGGGAGAAAAUGCUGGGGAGGCUUCGACCUCAAAAAUGCUGGCCGUAAUUGGGGUCCUAUGCUCAAACUUGCGUUUCCUGGAGUUAUCAUGGUAGAAGCAGAAUAUUUUGCAUUUGAAAUCUUGACGGUUUUUGCUGCUCGCUUUGGAACAGAUUCGUUGGCAGCUCAGUCAAUUGCUUCAAACGUGGCUGCUUUGACAUUCCAACUUCCGUUUGCUGUUUCCGUGGCUGUUUCUACAAGAAUCGGCCAGCUUAUAGGCAUGAAGAGAAUCGACCUUGCGCUGCGGGUGAUCCGUACAUCUUACUUGCUCGCAUUGUGCACUGCUUUGACCAACUUCAGUGUCUUCUUUUUUGGUCGGGGAAUCAUCGGUAACAUCUUUACAUCUUCAAAAGAUGUGCUCAAAAUAAGUAACAAAAUCUUGGUUUUGACAGCCAUUAACCAGCUUUCAGACUCGUUUAAUGUCAUGGCAUCCGGGGUUUUGCGGGGCCAGGGAAGACAGAAGAUCGGGUCCAUUCUAAAUCUUCUUUGUUACUACGUAAUAGCACUUCCUAUUGGCUAUAUCAUGGCAUUCCACUACGAGCUCGAAAUCAGUGGUCUCUGGAUCGGACUAAUUUUGGGGGUUUUCUCGCUCGCUGCCAGCCAAAUCUACUGCAUUUUCCGAAGCGACUGGGACCAGAUCAUCAUCGAUACAUACAAACGGCAUGAUUCAUAA
Molecule: messenger RNA, 1485 nt
Organism: Meyerozyma guilliermondii ATCC 6260
Lineage: Eukaryota; Fungi; Ascomycota; Pichiomycetes; Serinales; Debaryomycetaceae
Exons: 1
Coding region: 1-1485 (494 amino acids)
Biological process (GO): xenobiotic detoxification by transmembrane export across the plasma membrane
Cellular component (GO): membrane
Molecular function (GO): xenobiotic transmembrane transporter activity; antiporter activity
Source: RefSeq, a predicted model, not a curated record